UAGAUUAGAGUAAUGUGUAUCAUCUGUAUGCACAAGAUGUCCAAUAGCGUUGUCACACGUUAUCUAAAUUUGACAAUGUGUGUACCAAAUGCAAUAAGCAUUGUUAUCGGGGUUACAUUUGGAAGGAAGAUCGGACUCCGAAUCGCAUUCGAUCGAACGGCCGCAAUAUUCGUCAAUUCAUUCCUACCCGCGAGAUUAGGCGAGUACUAUGGCCUGGUUUAACAGCCAGUGCCUGCUGCAUAGUACUUCUGUGAUUUCCGCCCCCCUCAUCGGUAUGCACACGUUCCCGGCUGCGUUUCCCUGUUUUUCCUUUAUAAUAGACAUACUCAUUAAAUAAUUCGGUGUGAGUGUGUUGUGAUUUUUUUCUUAUCGAUUUGGAAAUAUCUUUUUCGGGUGAGUGUGUAUCGUGUUUCGUCCAUUUUGCUUUCCACUAUGCAUGACAUAAUGGUGGACAGUACAGCGACCACAAAUCCAGCCCCCAUGGCGGGUGCUGCGCACUCACGUAAUUCCCAGCACAUGCCGACACGUGCACCGCAUAAUACUCGCUACAACAACCCGCCGCUGACGCGUUACAACAACAGCAACAACCCAACCCCGGCGAUUCACCGAAGCCAAGAGGAUGUCGAUGGUGUGCUGUCUAAAUUGAAGAAUGACACCGGAUGCACCGUUGAGUAUGAACCGAAUUUGCGUCGUGUACUUUUUCCCAUGGAAGCGGCCACAGGCGAUUCUUUGCGCAAAAUGUCACAGCGCGGCUGUGAAGUCUUUCUCGGGCGCCUGCCACAAGAUCUCCUGGAAGACGAGAUCUUUGCCUUCUGCAAAGAGUCCGGCCGGAUCCGGGAGGUACGGCUGAUGUUAUUACCGAAUGGCAUUGGUAACCACAUGGACGGCGCGCUGAACCGGGGAUUUGCGUUUGUGGUGUUCACUCGGCCGGAGGAGGCUAAGCGAGCCAUCCAGACGUUAGAUCGCAAGGAAAUCCGACCCGGUCAUAAGAUUGGUGUUCGGCGAAGCGUUGACAAUUGUCGACUGUUUAUGGGUGGACUGCCACGGGAUAAAACGAAGGAGGAGUUUGAGGCAGAGAUUCGAACUAUACCGACAAUAUGUACCAGUACCUUGCAAAGGGUGAUUAUGUAUCCGUCCGUGCAGGACAAGACCAAAAAUCGCGGAUUCGCCUUUGUGGAGUUCGCUUCUCAUCGUGAUGCAGCUAUUGUCCGGAGGCAGCUAAUGCGGGAUAGGGUGGCAUUGUGGGGCAAGGAUAUUUGCGUCGAUUGGGCUCAGCCGGAGGCGGAAGUGGACCAAGAUGUGAUGGAUAAGGUUCGCAUAGUUUAUGUGCGAAACCUUCAAGUGAAUACCUCAGAAGAAACUCUGUAUGAGAUUUUUUCUGGUGUCGCUCGGAAUGGCAACAUUGAAAAAGUCAAAAAGCUCAAAGAUUUUGCCUUCGUGCACUACCAGGAUCGCAAAGAUGCAGAAGCCGCAGUUUCGGAACUGAACGGUCUUGAUGUCGACGGUUCGCCCAUAGAGGUGACCUUAGCUAAACCACCGUCCACCAAACUCAAGUCACAGCAACCAGACCAGACAGCACAUCCCGAUCUGCGUCGCCGUGUAAUGUGGGAUAUUCCACCGAAUCAACAAUGGAAUCAUAACCCAAUAUACCGUCCUGUCGGAUACAACAGUGGAGGAUAUUUUCCGGUGGAUUUGGCCCAGAUGCAUUAUUUCAAUAUGGCAAAUAACCAGCAAACAAUGCCGGUUUUUGGACGUGGUCCCCUACCACAGCAGCGCCAUUACCGCAAUGCAGCUGGAACUCGUAAACGAUUUGCUGUUCCCAAUGGAAUGCAUACCCCUGAGUAUCGAGAGAGUGGAGAAGUGAGUCCUUUAGGAAUGAAUUACACGAAUGGAAUGGGAGAAGCCUAUGCACAAUUUCCAUUGCCGGAUGCGGUACCCGGUUAUCCACACUACUACCCUCAGCACGUUCUGUUUGCCCCGCAAAUUAAUCCUGCGCAUCCUCAGCCAUCUGGAAUGUUCCACUCUCCGCACAGUCCUCAACACCCCAACAUCAAUGAGAUGGUCUCGCAGUUGUGCGUGCAGAUGCCCUGUAUGACAAUUACCAACGGAAUGCCUCACUCUGGUCCAACCGGUGACGUCCAAGCGCAAGGGGGACCUACCGAAUUCAACAAUUUCCACCAGGCAUAGUGUGUGGCAGUAGGAGAGCAAAGUGCCGAUGACCAAUACAACUGUGAUGCUUUUUUAAAAAGUUCCAUCAGAAUACUGUACUCACCGCGAAGCCAUGCGCAGCUAGGUUUUCUUGGUUUCAAAUCAACUGCUAAUACUGACGCGCAUUCGCUUGGUGCGAGUCACGUGUUAUAAGUCAUGCUAAUUUAUGUGGUCAAUGGCGGAUGUUGUUCUAAAUAUUUUUUAUUUAUUUAUGCAAAAUUUACGAAAUGCGAAAUGUUAUCCAUGUGCACUACGAAGUCAUCCUUAUAAAUAUGGUUCAAAAUAAAGCAGUUAGCAAAUAA
Messenger RNA from Paramacrobiotus metropolitanus, 2510 nucleotides. RefSeq names its product RNA-binding protein 47-like. Gene Ontology annotation, cellular component: nucleus. Lineage: Eukaryota; Metazoa; Tardigrada; Eutardigrada; Parachela; Macrobiotidae. Gene Ontology annotation, molecular function: mRNA binding. The transcript has 7 exons. The coding region runs from base 433 to 2187 and encodes 584 amino acids. The record is from RefSeq and is a predicted model, not a curated record.